Molecule: messenger RNA, 1766 nt
Organism: Vigna umbellata (rice bean)
Lineage: Eukaryota; Viridiplantae; Streptophyta; Magnoliopsida; Fabales; Fabaceae
Product: 2-hydroxyisoflavanone synthase-like
Molecular function (GO): heme binding; oxidoreductase activity, acting on paired donors, with incorporation or reduction of molecular oxygen; monooxygenase activity
Source: RefSeq, a predicted model, not a curated record
ACCAAGAUAAAAACACAGAAGCAGAAACAAACAUAAUGUUGCUUGAAAUCGCAGUUGGGUUGUUGGUGCUAGGUCUGUUUCUGCACCUGCGUCCCACACCAACCGCAAAAUCAAAGGCCCUUCGCCACCUUCCCAACCCUCCGAGCCCAAAGCCUAGGCUUCCGUUCGUUGGACACCUUCACCUUUUGAAAGACCAACUUCUACACCACUCUCUCAUCACUCUCUCCCAACGUUAUGGCCCUCUGUACUCUCUCUACUUUGGCUCUAUGCCCACCGUUGUUGCCUCCACCCCUGAGCUCUUCAAACUCUUCCUUCAAACCCACGAGGCUGCUUCCUUCAACACAAGGUUCCAAACCUCUGCCAUUAAGCGCCUCACUUAUGACAACUCCGUUGCCAUGGUUCCCUUUGGUCCUUACUGGAAGUUCAUCAGGAAACUCAUCAUGAACGACCUCCUUAACGCCACCACCGUCAACAAGUUGAGGCCAUUGAGGAGCCAUGAGAUCCGCAAGGUUCUCAGAGUUCUCGCCCAAAGUGCAGAGGCCCAACAACCCCUUAACGUCACCGAGGAGCUUCUCAAGUGGACCAACAACACCAUCUCCAUGCUCAUGCUGGGUGAGGCCGAAGAGGUUAGAGAUUUGGCUCGCGAGACGGUUAAGAUUUUCGGAGAGUACAGUCUCACUGACUUCAUCUGGCCCUUGAAGAAGCUCAAGUUUGGAAAGUACGAGAAGAGGAUUGAUGAAAUAUUCAACAAGUUCGACCCCGUCAUUGAGAAGGUUAUCAAGAAGCGCCAAGAGAUCGUGAGAAGGAGAAAGAAUGGAGAAGUUGUUGAGGGAGAGCAGAGCGGUAUCUUCCUCGAUACUUUGCUUGAAUUCGCUGAGGACGAGACCAUGGAGAUCAAAAUUACCAAGGAGCAGAUCAAGGGUCUUGUUGUGGAUUUCUUCUCAGCAGGGACAGAUUCCACAGCCGUGGCAACUGAGUGGGCUUUGGCAGAGCUGAUCAACAACCCUAGGGUGUUGCAAAAGGCUCGGGAAGAGGUGUACAGUGUUGUGGGAAAAGAUAGACUGGUUGACGAAGUUGAUACUCAAAGCCUUCCUUACAUCAGGGCGAUUGUGAAGGAAACAUUCCGCAUGCACCCACCACUCCCUGUGGUCAAGAGAAAGUGUGUGGAAGAGUGUGAGAUUGAUGGGUGUGUGAUCCCAGAGGGUGCAUUGAUACUUUUCAAUGUCUGGGCUGUAGGAAGAGACCCUAAGUACUGGGACAGACCAUCGGAAUUUCGUCCCGAGAGAUUCUUAGAAAGUGGAGGUGAAGGAGGAGUUGGUCCUAUUGAUCUAAGGGGACAGCAUUUUCAACUUCUCCCAUUUGGGUCAGGUAGGAGAAUGUGCCCUGGAGUGAAUUUGUCUACUUCAGGAAUGGCAACUCUUCUUGCAUCCGUUAUCCAGUGCUUUGACCUGCAAGUGGUUGACCCUCAAGGACACAUACUCAAAGGUGAUGAUGCCAAAGUUAGCAUGGAAGAGAGAGCUGGCCUCACAGUUCCCAGAAAACACAACCUCGUAUGUCUUCCACUUGCAAAAACAACCAUCGCAGCCAAACUCCUCUCUUCAUAGAUUACAACAUACAACAUUAUGUUACCGUUCGUUGCAGUUACUUUUAUGUUGUCAUAAUUCUUUCAAUAAGGUGUAAUUCACACAACUACACAUACAUGGCUUCCACACACAUUUGCGAUUGUCUUUAUUUGAUAUUGAGAUGUAACUUCAAUCUUUCUCUUU